This is a messenger RNA of Poecilia latipinna (sailfin molly), 856 nucleotides long. Its product is annotated as putative monooxygenase p33MONOX. NCBI's taxonomy places the organism in Eukaryota, Metazoa, Chordata, Actinopteri, Cyprinodontiformes, Poeciliidae. Gene Ontology annotation, cellular component: cytoplasm. The transcript is spliced from 6 exons. Bases 327 to 791 code for a protein of 154 amino acids. The record is from RefSeq and is a predicted model, not a curated record.
UCAGCGAGACCAACCAAACCUGCAGUGCAUGAGGAAGCUUUUCCGUCUGCAAACACAAUAAUGGCUGCCGCCCAGCUGCUUUGUUGUAAGGCUAGCCUACAAGUCGAAACCGGCGUAUUAACGGCGUCUGCGUCUUUGCUUUGAUACAUUUGUUACUUCAGUUGCAUCAGUGGCAUUGCUGCUCUCCCACAAUGCAUUGCCAGAGGCGUUUGUGUUCAUCCGACAGACCAGUAUAACCAUUACCUCCACUCCUUCUAGCCCAAGUCAGAGCAACAAAACUAGAAGGUUCUCCCUUGUCUCAACUUGUUUAUUAAUUAACUGCAGCUAUGUCUGGUUCUGGUGACUUACCAGCCAUCGAGGGUUCUGGGAUGGGUGGGAUGAAGCUCCCCGUUGGAAUGACUCGACGGGCCCUCAGCUACGACGACAACCUGGAGGCCCCCAUGUCCACGCCACCCCACGACAUCAGCAUCAACAACCUGUGGAGGCGGCCUGUAAUACCGGAGAGGAAGUUCUCCCAGCUAGCUGAGGAGGAUGAAGGCGGCGCCGUCAAACAGGCUGCCGGGCAGGAUGGCGCCCUCUUCAAGGCUCCAGCUGUAGUGAAAACUAAGGCUUCGUCCAUCAUCAUGAAUUCUCUCAUCACCAAACACACUCAGGAAAGCAUGUACAAGUUUGAGCAGACGGCGGGCCUCACCGACACCAGUUACACUCCACACAAAGGCCUGACAGCGGAGGAGACGAGACACCACCACCGCGUCCCCGAGUCCCUCCAGGUCAGAUCAGCACGUCAGUAAUAAAACAUGAGGAGACAAUAGUGUGCUUUAUAUGCUGGGUUUAAAGGCCAGCUGACCAAUAAGAG